Eruca vesicaria subsp. sativa (arugula) is the source of this 558-nucleotide messenger RNA. Lineage: Eukaryota; Viridiplantae; Streptophyta; Magnoliopsida; Brassicales; Brassicaceae. The record is from the annotation of a GenBank genome assembly.
AUGGAAGAAGCUAAGGUGGAAGCAAAAGACGGAACCAUCUCCGUCGCUACUGCAUUUGCCGGUCACCAACAAGCUGUGCAAGACAGUGACCACAAGUUCCUGACCCAAGCUGUUGAAGAAGCUUACAAGGGUGUUGACUGUGGUGAUGGUGGCCCUUUUGGCGCUGUCAUUGUUCAUAAGAAUGAGGUCGUCGCUAGCUGCCACAACAUGGUUUUGAAAUACACUGACCCUACUGCACAUGCCGAAGUCACCGCCAUUAGAGAGGCAUGCAAGAAACUUAACCAAAUCGAGCUAUCAGAAUGCGAAAUUUACGCAUCCUGUGAGCCAUGUCCCAUGUGUUUCGGAGCCAUCCAUCUCUCCAGACUCAAGAGAUUGGUAUACGGAGCGAAAGCUGAAGCAGCCAUAGCCAUAGGGUUUGAUGACUUUAUAGCUGAUGCUCUGAGAGGCACUGGUGUGUACCAGAAAUCGAACCUGGAGAUCAAGAAAGCAGACGGGAAUGGAGCUGCGAUUGCUGAACAAGUGUUCCAGAACACCAAGGAGAAGUUCCGUUUAUACUAG